This is a messenger RNA of Syngnathoides biaculeatus (alligator pipefish), 1398 nucleotides long. It is a transcript of the gene lrrc59, whose product is annotated as leucine rich repeat containing 59. The record is from RefSeq and is a predicted model, not a curated record. The transcript is spliced from 8 exons. Gene Ontology annotation, molecular function: protein binding. NCBI's taxonomy places the organism in Eukaryota, Metazoa, Chordata, Actinopteri, Syngnathiformes, Syngnathidae. The coding region runs from base 204 to 1199 and encodes 331 amino acids.
UAGAAGGCGCUGCUCUCUGCCACGCCUCUACCGUUUCAAAUCAGUGACGUGGAUUUUCAUUCAGAGCCCGAGUAGCGCCCCAAACAUUCUCCUUACGGCGCCUUCACACCUCUUUAGGUUACUUUUGUUACAUUUACACCAAAAAAUACUCGCUGUUGUUUUUUUCCUAGCUUUAGACACGACGUAAAACACAGGUAAACAAAAUGAGUAAAAACACCAAAGCGUGGAGUUUGAAAGAUAAGAUAAGCGACAACGAGAUGGAUUUGAGUCUGUGCAACCUGACCGAGGUGCCGGUCAAGGAGCUGGCUUUAUUCACCAAAGUGACGAUUUUGGACUUGUCGUGUAACAACAUCACCUCUCUGCCGCCAGAGUUCUGCAACCUGACCCACUUGGUGAAGCUGGACCUGAGCAAAAACCAGCUGACCUGUUUGCCGGAUGACCUAGGGAACCUAGCCGGUCUGCAGCACUUGGACUUGUACAACAACAAGCUGAGCAGCCUGCCCAUCAGUUUCUGCCAGCUGCGGAGUCUGAAGUGGUUAGACCUCAAGGACAAUCCUCUGGAUGCGAAUCUCGCCAAUGCGGCGGGAGAUUGUCUGGAUGAGAAGCAGUGCAAAAAAUGUGCCACCAUGGUUCUUAAGCAUAUGCUGCUGCUUCAGGAAGAGGCCGAUCGUGCACGAGAGAAGCGGCUUUUGAGGGAAAAAGCACUGGAGAAGAAGCGAGAGGCCAAGAAGCGGGACCGCGAGGCCCGAGAGAAGGAGGCGCGCAAGCGGGAGAAAGCCGAGGAAAAGGAGAAGCGGCGGAAGGAGUACAACGCCCAGAUGGCCGCCGCUGCCGUUGCCCAGGAACAGCCGAAGAAGUGGAACGAGGAGAAGAAGACCAAGAAGAAAAAUGGACAGGUCUCAGUGACAUCAUCAUCAAAGAAGAGUAGAGCAGUGACGGUGGCGCCGAAGCCUCGCCGCUCACUGCUCGGCGUCAUCUUCAAGAUGUUCCUGCUGCUGCUGCUCGGCGUGGUUGUCGCCGCCGCCGUCUGCCGGCUGACGGAGCUGCGGCGGGAGGACGUGUGCGUGCCGCUGGGAGCCGCCCUGGACCGGGGCCUGGUUUGGGCCCGGGAGCAAGAGGUCGCGGUCCGCCGGCUCCUAGGUGACCUUUCCUCGGCCGUCAAGGACUUCCUGGAAUCGAUGCAGACGUCCAAAAGCUAAAAGGGGUUUUUGAAGAUAAUCUUCUCAUUCAGAUGGCCGCCGCCGCUUCUCAUUUAUCCAGAAAGACAAAAGGGGGAAGGGGGAGGGGCACACGUGUGGAAAAUUCCUAUGGAAUUGUCGUUGCUCUUUGUACAACCGCCUCUUUUUAAAAAGCGUCUUUGUCUUCUCACGCCAAUUUGCGGCGUUCUUCUCGCCAUAA